AAAAAAAAAUAUAUAAAAAAAAUCUAAAUCCAAAAUCGCCCACUAAGAUUUUACAUAAUAAAAUACACUAGUACACUAAAAAGUAAGUUUUAGGUACUUGUGAAGUAAAAUGUUUUUGUAAAACAUGUCAGUACAGUUUAGUAGCAGGUUACUCAUUUUGUCUUGUCCUUCUUUCACGGUUAUUACGGUAACGCAUCACUUGUCACUAUGGUCCUGUCCCUUCCUCGCUAGCCAACACAGGCUAACUUCGUGAUAUCGCACAUGAUAGGAGCAUCAUCUCGGUCGCGGUUUGGUUUAUUUUAUUCUUAUAGCAUAAUUUAAAAGUUGUAAUGUGAUAGGAAAUGUCUCAUCCGUGCAACGGUGGCAAUUCCUCCGCAACACGAAGCGACUGUUAGCUACCAUGCUAAUGUAGCAACACAGCAACGUUUGACUUCCUAGCUCGCUAAUCAACCUUUAGAUAAACCGUGCGCACGGACGGGCAGCAUGGCAGACUCGUCGCCAUUAUCUGGGGUUAAUGUUGUUCUGGUUAUGGCAUAUGGGAGCUUGGUGUUUGUGCUGCUGUUUAUCUUCGUCAAAAGGCAAAUCAUGCGUUUUGCAAUGAGAUCUCGUCGUGGACCACACGCACCUAUUGGCCACAACGCACCUAAGGGUUUGAGGGAAGAGAUUGACUCCAGGCUGUCCAAGGUCCAAGAGAUCCGUUUCGAACCUCGUCUCCUGUCAGAGGAGGACGAUCGGCUGAGGCGCGGAUCACAGAUCAGUUGCUACAACUACCUGUACAGAAUGAAAGCCCUGGACGCCAUCCGAGACUCUGGGAUUCCUCUGCAGGAGAUCAGUCGCUGUCCCAGCGCGUUUACCGGACGCAGCUUCAGGAGCUGGCUGAUGGAGCUUCGCAACUCCCACUCUCUGAUCAAGAGCAGCCGCAGUGCGCUCAUCGACCGCUUGCUCGAAGGCUACGACAGCGCUCGCCACGGGACCGGGGUGUUUGGGGAAGCUGAGUUUCUUGAGUACCAACAAGCUCUCAAUGAACUGGCUGAUGUGGUGAAAGCCUAUUCCAGCACCACCAGCCUGGAUCAGCAUCACCAGUCUGCGGCCAAGGACCUGACAGGCUCUCCUGUGCGCAGCACUCCCUCCACCAUCCAGGUCACCUACCUGCCCUCCACCGGCCAGCGCAGCAAGAGGCCCAAGCACUUCCUGGAGCUCAAAAGUUUCAAAGACAACUACAACACUCUGGAGAGCACACUGUGAGGCUCUGCCCUCUUCUCACUUCUAACUUGGUGCAUUCUCAGUUCCUCUCCUCGCACCGUAGUCCCUCACACGUGUGAGGAGACGGAGAAGAGACGCAAAAAAGAGGGGAUAUUUGAGACAAUCGUAGCUUUGGUGCGGUCAAUUAAAUAUGACACGUGGCGCCAUUGUUUUGUUAAAGCCCUCUGCUGUGUCUGCCAGGUGAACCUCAUUUGUAAAUGUUCUUCAGCUCGAUUCAUAAGGUUGAAUUAAGAGCCGAUUUUGUUCUGCUCCUCUAAUACAUCAUGGGUGAGAAAAAGUCUUCGUAAAGGACCUUCUUCAGUCACCUUCCUCUCUCCUCGAGAUUCAUUUUAGGAAUUGAGGCCACGUUCAAAAUGGUGCGCUGAGAUCAAUUUCUGGAUGGCAGUCAGGGGCUGUGAGAGCGGAGACGAGAGGGCACAACAGAGAAAAUGGGAAUGAGAUCAUAGACUGUCAGGAAAUCCAUUACACCGCCUCCUGGGAAACAGUGAAACGUUGUAACAGAGCUCAGACCAACAAAUUCAAUUUGGGAAAAUGUCCUUACAGAAGCUGACUUCAGAUCGGACAGUGUCAAUUAAAAUUUGUCACACUAAAAAAAGGACAUAACAGCUCGCUCAAGAUUAGUUUCUCUUAUUAUGGUGACGCACCCUUUAGAGGCAGAUGUUACUCCGAGGCCUUUGCUCUUAUUUUGGACCUAAAUUAUUAUUCACCUCAACUGAAUUCAUUUUUAUUUUUUCUCAGAAGUCCAACUGUAAAACUACUUUUUGAUCAAUUGCACCUUUGUAUGUAUAUAAAAUAUUUGUACAGACAAUGCUAACUUA
Messenger RNA from Mugil cephalus (flathead mullet), 2081 nucleotides. Its product is annotated as protein C1orf43 homolog. The record is from RefSeq and is a predicted model, not a curated record. Gene Ontology annotation, biological process: phagocytosis. Lineage: Eukaryota; Metazoa; Chordata; Actinopteri; Mugiliformes; Mugilidae. The transcript is spliced from 7 exons. Bases 484 to 1245 code for a protein of 253 amino acids.